AUGCCUCCAAUUCCUCCCCCUUCAUACCCUCAUCGCAUUGUACUCUAUCACCAGACAUUAUGUCCCAACAGAGGACCCUACGUUUCUCUGCUUCCCCUCUUGAACAAUCACACAGGCCUCACGCACGUCGUUCUGGCAGCUUUCCAUCUCAACGCUCCCAACCCCAACCAUAUCACUCUCAAUGACGACCCCCCUAGUCAUUCGAUGUAUGAAACAUUGUGGGCUGAAGUCCCUUUGCUACAGCAGAGCGGUAUUAAGGUGAUGGCCAUGUUGGGCGGUGCUGCGAAGGGCACCUUCUCUUGUUUAGACGGUGACGACGCCCAAUUCGAGGAAUAUUACGUGCCUCUUCUGGCUAUGAUUCGUCGCCAUGGUUUAGACGGCAUCGAUCUGGAUGUCGAGGAACCCAUGUCACUGUCCGGCAUUAUACGCCUUAUUGACCGGCUUAAGGCCGACCUUGGCCAGGAGUUUCUCAUCUCCCUCGCACCAGUAGCGGCAGCCCUGCUAGGGAUUGGAAACCUCUCCGGUUUUAAUUAUCGUGAGUUAGAAGCACAGCGAGCUGGUAGCAUCGCGUGGUAUAAUGCCCAGUUCUACAACGGCUGGGGACCGGCAGAAGACCCUCGCAUGUACGCCGCCAUCAUAGCGCAGGGUUGGUCACCGACUAGAGUCGUGUAUGGCCUCUUAACAAACCCAGGAAACGGCUCUCAGGGAUAUGUGCCGCAGGAAGUGAUAGGGCCUGUCCUAGCUCUGCUGGUGGAACAGUUUCCUAAUUUUGGCGGCGUCAUGGGCUGGGAGUAUUUCAAUUCGAUGCCCGGGCAAACAGAACGGCCAUGGGAAUGGGCAGCGCAGAUGUCACUGAACAUGGGAAUGAAAACAAUCCCAGGCCAUGUUUUUGUUCCGGUAAUCUUCACAUCGCUCGCCGUUUAUUCGACCUCAAUCUACUUCUCCUCAGCUAAAAACAAUAACAAUGGCGUUAUCAAAUCACUACUUACUGGGGCUCCCUGUCGUCAGUCAUGGGCGACUUGCAUCGCCGUCGUGAUCAACCUUAUUUGCGGACUAUUCACCGCAGACUUUCUCCUGCGCGGCUUCCUCUUGUAUCCGACCGCGGACCUACGUUUCUCCCGUGUGGGACAUAUUUCGCAUGACUCUGCCCAUCUACUACUCAGAGAACCUGAUGUUUCUCAGCUUCCGUUGACUGUCUCUUAUAUGGAGGCCCAAUAUGGGGAUAGCGAGCCUCGGUCAUGGAUUCAGGCAGCUACAAUCGACUCUCUGGGCGAGUCAACAGACUUCACAACAGCAGUCACAUUUACCAACUUAAGCCCAGAAUCGUCAUAUCGUUACAUUCUGUCCAACAAUCAGACUGGCUUCUUCGCCACCAGCCCGGCUCCUGGCUCUGCUGCAGGCAACAAGCUCAGCUUCCUGACCUCUAGCUGCAUGAAGCCCAACUUCCCUUACGACCCUCGGCGCCACCCACUGCGUAUUCCGGGACUCGAUAAGAUGACCAUGGCUAUCACCUCUCUCCCCCAUGUUCCGUCAUUUAUGCUUUUCCUUGGCGAUUUCAUCUACAUUGACGUCCCUCAACGUUUCGGGUCGUCCGUCGAUCACUAUCGUAGCGAAUAUCGUCGGGUCUAUUCAUCCCCCUCCUGGACAUGGUUAGCAGCUAAUCUUCCGUGGAUUCACACUCUCGACGACCAUGAGAUUGCCAAUGACUGGAACUACGGAAACACCACACCCCCAUACCCAGCUGCUAUAGACCCUUACCUCCACUAUCACGCUUCGGUUAACCCUCCAGCACCUGAUACCAAGACGGAAAACGUUAAAUCUUCAUAUACGAUGUUUACCAACGGCCCCGCUGCCUUCUUCCUCCUCGACACCCGGUCCUACCGUUCCCCAUCGGACGAGACUAUCCUCGGCAAAGCUCAACUCAACUCCCUUUUGGCUUUCCUCGCCCGCGUAGAACCCCCACACAUCCGGUGGAAAAUUAUCUCAUCCAGCGUUCCCUUCACUCGCAAUUGGCACGCUGGGACAUCAGAUACAUGGGGUGGGUUCCUCUCCGAGCGCCGUGUCGUCUUCGACGCAAUGCGCGCCGCGCAACGAACACUCGGAAUCAGAAUCGUCCUUCUCUCAGGUGACAGGCACGAAUUUGCCGCUACCCGGUUCCCCCCGCUCCCUGACCAGAUCCAGACCGCUGAAAAGCAAGAAGAUCUUGAGAACGGUGAAGAUCUAGUCGAAUUCUGUACAGGCCCCCUAAACAUGUUCUACCUUCCCGUCCGCACUUACUACCAGUCUGGCCCGGGCGACGUCCCUAUCAAAUACCUCCCAGAUGGGAACACGAAGUACGGCCUCGUCGAGAUAGAAGAUGCCUCUUUGGAUGGCGUGACGAGUUCCGUUCUCACGUACUCGCUUUAUAUUGACGAGAGCGUGGUUUGGAAAUAUCGGCUAAGUGUGCCUUUGGGGGUGACGUCGGAGUCUAAGGCCCAGCCUGCUGCGUCGGCGUCAGAUACAAAAGGUGUUUCGACGGCAAGAUCGUUGCUGCCGCCCGGUGAGGUUCUGGUCGAUGAGACCGUUGAGGGGUGGGUGGAUGUUAUUUCUAGGGUGUUUGGGUGGAAUGUUAUGAUGGUAGACCAUCCGAAGAAGGAUUGGGUUGUUUGA
Molecule: messenger RNA, 2649 nt
Organism: Aspergillus versicolor CBS 583.65
Lineage: Eukaryota; Fungi; Ascomycota; Eurotiomycetes; Eurotiales; Aspergillaceae
Product: alkaline phosphatase family protein
Exons: 2
Coding region: 1-2649 (882 amino acids)
Biological process (GO): carbohydrate metabolic process
Source: RefSeq, a predicted model, not a curated record